This is a messenger RNA of Clunio marinus, 291 nucleotides long. Lineage: Eukaryota; Metazoa; Arthropoda; Insecta; Diptera; Chironomidae. The record is from the annotation of a GenBank genome assembly.
AUGCAAAAAAAAAGUUUAACUCACCAAACAAAUAUAUUUUCUGUGCACAGACAUUUUUUACGCUCGAAUAGAAGAGAAAGUCAUGGCAACUUGAAGCCUAAAUAUUUGAGUGAAAAGCUCUUUUUUUGGUUAUUUCAAAGGUUGAAGGUCUAUCGACACUCACAAAACUUUUGUUCCACAACUAGAGAAGGCAUCGUUCGUUUUUCUGAUACUGAAAAAGAGGAAUCUCAGCCCAUUCUGCUGAAUUAUGGUUUGGUAUUCAAGAGAAUAGUCGAGGAAGGAAAAGUUUAA